Stylophora pistillata is the source of this 1198-nucleotide messenger RNA. Its product is annotated as pancreatic lipase-related protein 2-like. Gene Ontology annotation, molecular function: triacylglycerol lipase activity; protein binding. Gene Ontology annotation, biological process: lipid catabolic process. The record is from RefSeq and is a predicted model, not a curated record. Lineage: Eukaryota; Metazoa; Cnidaria; Anthozoa; Scleractinia; Pocilloporidae.
AUGGAAUACAUAAGGGAUGGCUUGCUAAGGAACUUCGACUGCAAUGUAAUAUUAGUAGACUGGUACACUGGUAGCCUUCCUCCCUAUUUGCAAGCAGCAGGGAACACACGACUGGUGGGGGCCAUGAUAGCAGAGCUGAUUAAGUUCCUCAUUUCUGAGACCCAUAGCUCCGUGGACCUAUUUCACGUUGUGGGCUUCAGCCUUGGUUCUCAUAUCGCUGGGUAUUGUGGGAGAAGACUAAAACAAGAGGGGCUAAUACUGCCAAGAAUAACAGGCCUGGACCCUGCUGGGCCACUAUUUUCAACAACACACCCCGCGGUAAGACUGGACCCCACCGAUGCUCAUUUUGUCGACGCCAUCCAUACAGACGGUGACCGCUUUGGUUUGUAUCAAACUUCCGGUCAUUUGGACUUUUAUCCUAAUGGCGGAUUGGACCAAACAGGCUGUUCAAGUUUCAGUAAUGGUAUCCUGAGUCCCCUUUUGUGCGAUCAUUUUCGAGCCACAGAUUACUUCAUCUAUUCACUGUCCCAGCAGUGCAUGCAUUCCAUGAAAGGAUUCCCUUGUAGUGAUUCCAACGGAUUUGAUCGCGCUCGCUGUCUCCAGUGCAAAAAUGGAAACUGUCCCGAAAUGGGUUAUUACGCUGAAGAGUACAGUGCUGGUGGUAAAAUACUGGGAAGACAUUUCUUAUAUACUACAAAAAGUGCACCAUUUUGCGUUCCUUAUUACACCGUAAUCACAUUCAAGACGUCUUGGUCCUGGCCUGUGGGGCUAUUUCGGGCUCGCAUUGUGGUCAAAUUAAUUGGAUCAAAUGGAGAAUCAGAUUUCGUGCUGCUCCAAAGUCGCAGUCUGAAGCGCGGAAGUGAUGAAACCUUCGUAAUGCCUGGAUUAAAUAAUCUGGGAGCCUUGCAGAAAAUUCAAGUACAACAGAAGUAUUUAUCAUGGUUGUUAAAAUGGAAACUCGUCAAAAUAACUGUGAUGAAGCCUGGAUGGACUGGAACUCAAUCAGACAAAAGCAACACACAGUCAUAUUCAGCUUGUUUCAACGCCUAUAUCGGAAGUAGAGGAGUUGUACGGGAUCUACAGCAAGGAGAUGUAUCUUGUUGAGUGUUGUAUCUAUUGAAUGGAGUCUUCCGAAUAAUCAUCUUUGAUUCAUGAUGUGUUUUUGGUAAUAAACGGAUAUAAAGAGGGGAGAAUGAAA